UUUUUGUUUAUUUAAACACGCUGAAAUAAACUUAGCCACAUUUUAUUUUUUUAACGUAAACAUUGAUUAGCAUCUUUCGUAAAACAUCCAUCAAAUUUGCGAUGCAUGUUUCGUAAAGUCGUUCCCAAAAUUUUUGUUUUUGCGACUGUAUUUUGGUACUGCAAUGCCUUGAACAUGUUCGGUCAAUUUAGUGGAAAAUGUAAGAAAAAUGGGUGUAAAUAAUGUGAAAUAUACGAUUGAUUAUAAAAUAGUCUAUUAGUGGUAAUUAUGAGUGAAAGGAAAUUUACUCGUGGAUUGACCAAGCCUGGAACAGCGGCUCAACUUAGAGAAACUGUCUCACAAGUAGUUAGGGAAAGCGCAGUGCAAAAUAAACCUCAUAGGAUAGAACCUCUAGAUUUUGAAAAACUUCUAAUUCAAAACAAAACAGUCCUUCAAAAUGAUCCAGAGAGAGAACUGCUGCUGCAUCCUCCAGAUGACAUUUCUCAAGUUAUUUUACCAAGAAGAUUGCGUACCUUAUCCGAGGCGUUUCCUUCAGAAAACGAAACAGAAAAAUGUAAUCUACUUACCAAACAAUGCAUCAACAACUAUUCCUGCAGUUGGAACCUGAUUCAUUAUAAAUACAACGCUUACUCUGGCAGUUACGCUGACCUUCCUUUGAAACCCCAAGAGAACAAGCUGCAAGAACAAACCUACGAGAUCGACAUUGAUACAGACGCGGUAGACGAUUUAAAGCCGAGAUUGGACAAUAUCACCAAGGAGGGGUUUCUGCUGAAAGGCCCGGAAAUAGGAUCGGAGAAGUCUUUUGUUAAUAUUGGUUCCAAAAGUUUCAAACGGAGGUAUUGUUAUUUGCGACAGGAAGUGGAUGGGACGUACAUUUUAGAGAUGUAUAAGGAUGAGAAGAAAGGGGAAGCAAAAUUGACAAUUGUUAUGGAUUUUUGUACGGAUGUUGUUAAGAACUUAAAACGAGGGAGAUUCUGUUUUGAAUUGAGAAUGACUUCUGGACAUAAAUCGUAUGUAUUAGCUUCAGAAAAUGACACAGAUUUUAAAGAUUGGCUCAGUAAAUUAAGCUCAGUAGUCCAGCAAAACAAAGUUCAAGAAGAAAACCGUGCAGCAUCUUUGGAACGAGAACGAAGCACUCCAUCACCAUUACCUCAAAUCCAACCCUGCGGAACAUUAAAAGGGCUCGAACAAAGCAUGAAUCCACAAUUAAUGAAGUACGCGCGAGAGACUGAUCAUAGUAUAGCAAGUUUAAGGAAAGAAAAUCGCCAUAAAAUAUUCGAGCUUCAUCCCAAUUACACUUCGAGUGUCAAACCACAGAAUUCUAGUCAAGAACAAGUAGCGCCCUACAGCGAAGUCUUUGGUUCCAGGGUAUUUGUUAAAUGUGAAAACAUUAGGUUAAAAUUGCAAGUAGUUGAUGAUAAAGAUAACCUUUGCCAAGUUGAACCGUACCAUACAACCUUGUGCCUAUUCGAUGCCAAAAACAAUAGAAAACUGACUGAAAAUUUCCAUUUUGAUGUAAACAGUAGCAACAUUAGAAAUACUUUCAAUAACGGCAUUAACAGCGAGACGAAUAGCGUUAAGCUGGGACUUCCCCCAGAUUUAAACUCCGAAUGGUUGUUCUAUCCCCGACAGGCCCUUCUCAGCAUCACGAAUCCCCACCCGGAUAUCUUUCUAGUCGUUAGAAUAGAGAAAGUUCUACAGGGAGGGAUAGGGCCGACAUCGGAGCCGUACGUGAAAGCCAAUAAGGAUCCGAAAGUUAGUCAGAAGUUUUAUAGAAAUAUAGCGAUGUGCUGUCAGAGACUUGGGAAGUACAGGAUGCCUUUCGCUUGGGCUGCCAGGCCAGUUUUUAGGUUAUAUAGUAACGAAUUGGAUAUCACGUCAGAUUUCCACGCGAUAUACAGACAAGAGCCGAACAAACUUAAUGACGAAGAGUUGUUAAAGCUGUUGUCGGAUUAUAGGAAGCCUGACAAAUUUAACAAAUUCACUGUGAUUCCCGGAUCUUUGGAAAUUAAACUGUCUCCUGUUAGUGAUCUACCACCAAAUACCUUAUCGACCUCUCUAUCACCUCUGAAACCAUUUCCACUACCUCCAACAUCUGAACCAACCAUAGAAUUGGCUGAACUGGAAGGAUUAUCCGACAAGGACAUCAAUCCUUACACCACGUUUCUCAAUCAUCUCUAUGUGUACCCGUUAAAUCUUAAUUUUGACACUCAGAAGACAUUUGCCAGAGCUAGAAACAUUGCUUGCGUCAUAGAGUUACGUGAUUCGGAUAAUGAAGAAGCCAAAGGAUUGCCGUGUAUAUACGGCAGGCCUGGCCAACCUCUGCUCGUGUCGCAGACGUCUUGCGCCGUUCUACAUCACAACACGUUCCCUACUUGGUACGAAGAGGUCAAGAUAAGGCUUCCGACGAAUAUUCUCUUUUCUCAUCAUUUAUUGUUUACCUUUUACCACAUUUCCUGUGAUAUUACCAAAAAGCGAGAGAACGGCAUAGAGAAUUGCGUGGGCUAUGCCUGGUUACCAUUGCUGCAAAAAGGACGGUUGAAUGUCGAGACGCAGGUGAUUCCUGUGGCUUCGCAUCUGCUGCCGGGAUAUUUGUCGAUACAUCCCUUCGGACUAGGGAAAGGGAAUGCUGGCCCUGAAAUCAAUUGGAUAGACAGCCAGAAGCCCAUAUUUUCGAUUGGAUUUAACUUAGUAUCAACGAUCAACACCAAAGAUCAACAUUUAUACAACCUAUUCAACCACGCCGAACGACUAUUAGAUCCCAAACCGACAUCAGUACCCUCAGAAGUCGAAACUUGCAAGAUUCUGAAGGCCCUCCACGCCAUUCACCUAACAACAUUAAUAACUUUCUUGCCGACUCUUUUCAACCAACUGUUUACGUUACUGGUAAUGACCAACAGCGAAGAAAUAGGAAUCAACAUUAUACGAGUCUUGAUCAAUCUAGUAACGAUGAUAUACGACGUGAGACGAAAGGAAAUACUGCAGGCUUACGUGAAGUACGUGUUCGUAUCUCCAGAGAGCACGAAACAAACCACAGUCCACGAGGAGAUGUGCCGACACCUUCCGGUGAUCCUGCAUCCCAAUAAUACAGACUUUUUGGUGGUAAACAGGUUUAUGCAUCAUUCGGACUUCUUUUUCGAAAUCAUCAACAAGAGCAUAGCCCAACAUCUGUUAACUUCUGGAAGGAUAAAGAUGCAUCGAUACGAAAGAUUUUCAACGGAGUUUACAGAAAGAGUGGAACAUUUAAUGCAAGUCUUAAUUCCUUACGUGCUUAAUAAAUACAAAGAAAUGCCACUGGAAACAAAAGAAUUGAACAAAAAUAUGGCGUUUUUCUUAAAGAAAUGUCUUUCGAUGGUGGACCGAGGAUUUAUCUUCAAAAUAAUUAAAUCUUAUAUGGACAGAUUUAAUCCGGGAGAUUCCAGAAUCCUUCAGGAGUAUAAAUUUAAUUUCCUGGAAAUAAUAUGCAACCACGAACACUAUAUAUCGUUGAACUUGCCAAUACAGUACAACAGACUGAGCGUGCGGAAUAGAUCGCCAGAUAACACCCAGGAAUUCAUCUUAUCCGAAGAAUUCUGCAAACACCACUUCAUCGUUGGGUUGUUGUUACAAGAAGUGAAGACGUCAUUGAAUGAGGUGACACACGUUAGAAAGAUUGCUCUCAAUACGCUCAAGAAUCUUAUAGCUAAACAUGAACUUGACGACCGGUAUAAAAACAAACGACAGAUGAGUCGAAUAGCUCUACUUUACCUUCCUUGGUUGACAAUAGUGUUGGAGAACUUGAGCAGACUAGACGUGAAAGACGAAACUAACGACGAAGAAAGCGGUAGUAUCAUCAACAGAAUGUCCUCGAGUAGUUCGUUUCUGUUCGGCAAAAGCUCUGCCAGCGAGUACACUCCGAGGAGCCACAGGUUUACUCUUCAUGUCGACAAAGACAGUCCGAUGCACAUCAGAAAUUCGGCUUUUUUCGAAGCCAUAGCUGGCCAAUCUUUAGUAAACGGCAAUUCAAUGAGCAUAGACUCAGACAUAUCAGCGGCUUCAGAAGACGCCCAGUCGUUCAUUUCCCAAGAUACAACCAUCACCAAAAACGAAAAUCUCAGGAACGGAGACACGAAAAGCAGCCACACCAGAACUACCUCGCACAUUUUAAGAUACGACAAACUACAACCUCAAGAAGUCAAAGACGUACUUCUGAUAUUCGUUUUUGUCGUCAAGUACAUCAACGAAGACCAGCUGCUUUUAUGGUGGGGCAACUAUACCGAUGCGGACGUGGUGAACUUUUUCACCGUUAUGGAGUUGUGUUUGUAUUGUUUCCGGUACCAGGGCAAGAGAAAUAUCAACGUUGUCAAACUUAAUACCUCCGAAGUUGUUAAGCCCAAGACGAAAAAGGCUCAUACGCUACCGGCGAGGAUGAAUCCUUCGGAAAUCAAUCACGAAACUACCGGAACGUUGCUUAUACAUGCCCCUAGAGAAAAUUUGUUGGAAUCUGAAGAUGAAGUACAGCGACAACAACAAGCAAUUUUGGAACAGCACCUGUCUGGAGAAAUUGGUAUGAUUACUUUAGACUGCAUGGGACUGUACUGUAUGCAUUUUCGGAAAAAGUUGUUAGCAGAUUGCGAGAACGAGGUGUUGAAGAAAAUUUUUAAUAUAUAUCUAACCUUUAUUCAAAUCGGACAGAGCGAAAGUUUGUUGAAACAUGUUUUCGCUGCUCUACGGGCGUUUAUCAACAACUUUUCUUUUGUGUUAUUUCAAGGAAAUGCAGUCCUCUGCGGUAGACUCUGUUACGAACUACUUAAAUGUUGCAAUAGUCGAUUGGCUUCCAUACGACAGGAAUCUUGUGCCAUACUAUAUUUACUAAUGAGAAGCAAUUUCGAAUUCACCGGUCGCAAAAGUAUCACCCGAGUACAUCUUCAAGUCAUUAUCUCAGUUUCUCAGAUGUUGGGUAAUAUCGUGGGAUUGAACAAUGCCAGGUUUCAAGAAAGUCUGUCUUUGAUCAAUAGCUACGCCUCGAGUGAUAAAGCCAUGAAAGGAACAGGAUUUCCCGUUGAAGUAAAGGAUUUAACAAAACGCGUAAGGACUGUUUUGAUGGCGACAGUUCAAAUGAGAGAACACCAUCAAGAUCCCGAAAUGCUUGUCGAUUUGCAGUACAGUUUAGCCAGUUCUUACGCCUCAACGCCCGAACUGAGGCACACUUGGUUAGAAACCAUGACCAGACAUCACAUUAGAGAUGGGAAUUACUCAGAGGCCGCCUGUUGUCAAUUACACAUAGCUGCCUUAAUGGCGGAGUACCUAAAGCUGAAGAAGAUACAGAAUUGGGGCGCGGAAAAGUUCGAACUCAUAUCUUCAAAUAUCCCGAAGGAUGAAAAAGGUUUAAAGCUCGAUUCGGGUGUACAGGACGUGCAAUAUACGGAGUUUAUUCUUCAGGAACAGCUCGAACGGUGUGCGGAAUACUUGGACAAAGCUGAGAGAUACGAAGUUUUGGGGGAAUUGUACAGGCUUAUAAUUCCGAUUCACGAGAAAAAACGGGAUUAUGAUAUGCUCAGGAAAUGUUACAGCUCUCUGGCAGAUAACUACGAAAAGGUUAUAGAAACGAAUAAAAGCGGUAGAAGACUUUUGGGCCGGUAUUACCGGGUAGGUUUUUACGGACAAGCAUAUUUCGAAGAUGAAAAUUGCACUGAGUAUAUCUACAAAGAACCGAAAGUUACAGCGCUUAGUGAGAUUUCCGAGAGAUUGUAUAAGAAAUAUUGUGAUAAAUUUGGAUCAGAUGCUGUGAAAAUGAUUCAAGAUUCAACCCCGGUUUGUAAAGCUGAGCUGGAUCCAAAAAUAGCGUAUGUACAGGUAACGCACGUCAUUCCGUACUUCGAAAAACACGAGCUCGAAGAAAGGCAGACGGAAUUCGAGCAUAACCAUGACAUUAACUGUUUUAUGUUCGAAACGCCUUUUACGAAAGAAGGAAAAGCGAGAGGAAAUCCAGAAGAGCAAUGGAAAAGAAGAACUAUAUUAACAACAUCCUACUCAUUUCCUUACGUGAAGAAGAGAAUCGUAGUCAAAGGCGUUCGGCAAACAGAACUGACUCCGAUCGAAGUUGCCAUAGAUGAGAUGCAGAGCCGCGUGGCAGAAUUAGAAGACGUGGUUUUCACUCAACCGACAGAUCCCAAGAAGCUACAGUUACGAUUGCAAGGCAGUGUUUGUGUCCAAGUAAACGCUGGCCCCUUGGCGUAUGCUAGCGUUUUCCUGGAUCCUGCUUUGUCGAAUAUGUAUCCCGAAGAGAAAGUCGAGGAAUUAAAAGAUAUAUUUAGGGAAUUCCUAAAGAUAUGCUAUUCGGCACUUCAAAUAAACAGCAAACUGAUAAAAUCGGAACAGAUCGAGUACCAAGAAGUGCUGCGCCAAAACUACAAAAAACUAUGCUCCUCCUUGUCGACUUUGUUCGGGGAAACACUAUGGCCGCACGACGACAUGGGGAGCUUCAAGAGGAACAGCAUGGCACUGUUCAGUGCCAUAACGGGUACAUCACACAAUUCGAGUACAGCUUGAAAGUAUUAAAACAUAAGUGAUCAUAUAUGCCUUCGAAAUAUCGGAUAGGUCCUUUAUGGUAUAGCUUAAAAAUGGUUUUCCUAGUUUUUUUACUUAUUUAUAAGUGUUCGUGAACAGCUUGGACAGUAUCAAACUAAUUUUGUGCUUUAAAACAAAUAUUUUCUGUAAAAUUAUUCCCAAAACGGAAAUUAUAAAAAGUUUGCUCUU
Molecule: messenger RNA, 6738 nt
Organism: Diabrotica virgifera virgifera (western corn rootworm)
Lineage: Eukaryota; Metazoa; Arthropoda; Insecta; Coleoptera; Chrysomelidae
Gene: Ziz
Product: dedicator of cytokinesis protein 9
Exons: 21
Coding region: 268-6531 (2087 amino acids)
Biological process (GO): small GTPase-mediated signal transduction; positive regulation of GTPase activity
Molecular function (GO): guanyl-nucleotide exchange factor activity
Source: RefSeq, a predicted model, not a curated record